Messenger RNA from Achroia grisella, 521 nucleotides. RefSeq names its product small ribosomal subunit protein eS24 (gene RpS24). NCBI's taxonomy places the organism in Eukaryota, Metazoa, Arthropoda, Insecta, Lepidoptera, Pyralidae. Gene Ontology annotation, cellular component: ribosome. Gene Ontology annotation, molecular function: structural constituent of ribosome. Gene Ontology annotation, biological process: translation. The transcript is spliced from 2 exons. Bases 77 to 475 code for a protein of 132 amino acids. The record is from RefSeq and is a predicted model, not a curated record.
GUUGAAAAUUUCUUUUUCUACAAAUUUGUUGUAGACACGUGCGUGGUUUACGCCGAAAUAUCUAAAAUAAGUAAAAAUGAGUGAAGGCACUGCAACGAUUCGUACGCGGAAAUUCAUGACCAACAGAUUGUUGGCGCGCAAGCAAAUGGUUUGUGAUGUACUCCAUCCUGGGAAACCAACCGUCAGCAAGACUGAGAUCAGGGAGAAGCUAGCAAAGAUGUACAAAGUUACCCCUGAUGUAGUCUUCGUAUUCGGUUUCAAGACGAACUUUGGUGGUGGAAAGUCGACUGGCUUUGCGCUUAUCUACGACACUUUGGACUUGGCCAAGAAGUUCGAGCCCAAACACAGGCUAGCACGUCACGGCUUAUACGAGAAGAAGCGACCAACACGCAAACAGCGCAAGGAACGUAAGAACAGAAUGAAGAAGGUACGUGGUACCAAAAAAUCCAAAGUGGGAGCGGCCGCCAAGAAGUAAUAUGACGGUUUAGGGCUGUAAGUAAAUAAAAACCCAAAAAAACUGA